Aegilops tauschii subsp. strangulata is the source of this 1029-nucleotide messenger RNA. The record is from RefSeq and is a predicted model, not a curated record. Lineage: Eukaryota; Viridiplantae; Streptophyta; Magnoliopsida; Poales; Poaceae.
AUGCCUGUCUUCAACGAGCACAGGCUCGUGUCACCAGUGCCCGCCGAGGCCCCGGUGGUGCUGUCCUCUGGUGACUCUGGCGAGGAGGAGGGGCCGGACUUGGAGGCUACCCAGGAGGGGGCGGGGGAGACUUCCCCUCGGUGCAUGACCGAUCUCCUCCGCGCCUUCCCCGACGACGACGACGACGCCAAUGACCAUCCGGUGAGGGAGUCCCUGCCCCCCGCUGGGGUCACCACGAGGUCCAAGGUCACUCCCUCGAAGAAGCCGCUGGUUGGGGUCCCGACGAAGAGCAGGUCGGCGCUGAUCUCCCGAGGCGGCGCCCCUACUUUGACGCCGACAGGUGCUGCCGCAGAGCCAGCUGCCGCACCCUCAUCCGCUCCUGGGACUCGCACGCCGGUGCCCCAGGCCGCGAAGCCUUCGUGCUUCGUGCUUCAGAAGAGGCCGAGGGACUAUGCCGCCAUAGACCAGCCAAUGCUGGUGGCGAAGAAGAAGAGAGAGGGAGCGGCCGCACCCUCUCGGACCCAACAUCCUGCCACGGCUGCACCUCCUCUGGCGCGGAAAGGCGGCGAGGGGGCUCGUGCCUCUCCGGCCCGGUCAUCCUCGCGAGGUCCGGAGGACCGACCCCAGGAGAAAACGACCUCCACAGCCAAGUCGGCUCCGGAGGCGCCCGCUCCCAGCUCACCUGCCGAGGUCCCAAAGGUCCAGGAGCCCCCAGUUUCUUCUGUUGCUACCAACUCGCAGGCCUUGGUGAUGACGCUGUCUCCUCCUCCUCCCAUCAUGCCGCAGGGCCGUGAUCCUUCUGCGUCGCCCGACGCUCUGGAGGAGGCUCUUUCCGCGCUGACCCAGCUUCGGGACGACCUUCAAGGCGCCAACCGUCGCCUGGCGUCAGGGCGCCUGGAGUUGAUCUUGGGGUGGCUGCGAUCUGACGCGUCCGUCAAGGCAGCGAGGAGCCAGGCCAUAGCAGCUUCCAAGGAGGGUGAGCGGCCGCUGGCCUGGCAGCUGGCCUGGCCGCUGUCGCCUGUGAUGUAG